Molecule: messenger RNA, 908 nt
Organism: Danio rerio (zebrafish)
Lineage: Eukaryota; Metazoa; Chordata; Actinopteri; Cypriniformes; Danionidae
Source: RefSeq, a predicted model, not a curated record
AUGAAGGACUCGGCCUACAGAUACUUUGCAGGCACUCCUGCUUUUGCUCCUCCUGAGUGGUUUCGGCAUCAUCGCUAUCAUGCCUCUCCACUGACAGUCUGGUCCAUCGGCGUGACUCUCUACAACAUCCUGUGCGACUGUUUCCCCUUCAGAGGCACACGGACGGUCACGUCCAAAAGCAGACUGCACUUCCCGAGGAAGCUGUCGACAGAGUGCCGUCAGCUGAUUCGCUGGUGUCUCAGUGCAGCGCCAGCAGAUCGGCCCAGUUUAGAUGACAUUGAGCGCCACCCCUGGUUGCAACUCUGUGUGGAUGCUGGAGGAGCUGAAGAUGCAGCACCAGCUGAAACCAGAGCCACGACGACACACAUCAGCCAGUCUAAAGCAGACAGAUGUGGAAAAAUUAGAACAGAGUAUUUUGUUUUUAUCCAUUCUUUCUCCAACAGGUGUUCCUCCUCAGAAUGCCCAAUGCAUCAGGCAUCUAAAGAUCACACGAAGAAAGCUCCAGAUGUACCUGCACAUCAGGACAGGGCUUGUGAAUUUGUGGAGUGUCCUAUGAGAGCUGCCAAUGGGACAAAACCCACACUGUCUGACAUCAAUCCAGCCAACAUGAUGCCUCCACCUAACCAGCAGCCUUCAGCUGAUCAGCCCUUUCCCCUGUCAGUUGUAAGAGAGGAAUCCACCAUUCCCCGUGCUGGAGCUGAGCGGAACUGGGUUUAUCCCUCAGAGCAGAUGUUCUGGAAUGCCAUGCUGAGGAAAGGAUGGCGCUGGAACAAAGGUGACAUAAACCAGAACGAUAUGGGGGACAUCAUCAAGAUUCACAAUCAGAAUAAUGAACAAGCCUGGCAAGAAAUCCUGAGAUGGGAGAAACUCCAUUCAAAGUAAGUGAGGUGUUUAAAUGGGGUGUUUGA